Messenger RNA from Paramecium tetraurelia, 213 nucleotides. RefSeq lists its product as uncharacterized. The record is from RefSeq and is a predicted model, not a curated record. The coding region runs from base 1 to 213 and encodes 70 amino acids. The transcript is spliced from 2 exons. NCBI's taxonomy places the organism in Eukaryota, Ciliophora, Oligohymenophorea, Peniculida, Parameciidae.
AUGUCUGAGAACGAAGAUAAUAAUAAAUUCGAAUUCUACUCCUGGAUUAUCUCCCAAGUCGUAAUUGUAGUCUUGGCAUUCAUCCUCUGUGGCUGUCAUUGUAUUGAAAGACGCAAAUUCAAGAAGAAAUUGAUUGAUUUCAGAGAUAUCAAAGAUGCCCCUAAGUACAAAAGGAAUAUCGUGGACCCAAUGCUAGCACCUCUCAAUGGAUGA